UCAUGUGGUUUAAUUAUAAAAGAUGAAAGUUAUUUACGUGUACAUAAACAUGGAAUAUUUCAUGAAAAUUGUUUAACAUGUUAUAUAUGUCAUCGACCAUUAAUUACAAUUGGUGGAGGUUAUUAUGUACGAAAUGGUUAUGAUCAACAAUCACAUUUUAUUUGUCGACAUGAUUAUCAAAUUGCUAAUAACAAUAAGUCUUAUCAAAAUCCUUCUUGUUCAAUGUAUCUUCCACAAUGUUCAAAAUGUCAAACAAUAAUUUCAGCAAAUGAAUUAGUUAUGCGUACUGAUGACAAAUAUAUAUAUCAUAUUGAUUGUUUUACAUGUUGUUUAUGUAAUGUUGUUUUAAAACCAGGAGAUGAUUAUGGUUUACAUGGUUCAUUAUUAUUUUGUCGUUUACAUUUGGAACAAACAACAAAUACAACAUUUUCAUUAUGUUCACCAAUUAAAAAUUCAUCAUCAACAACAACAACAACAGCAAAUAUAAAUAUGAAAAAAUCUCGACAAAAUGGUACAACAACACAACGUAAACAACGAACAAAAUUAAAUAAUCUUGAAAAUAAUACAAAUAAUUUAGAAAUAUCAGCUUUUUUACAUGGAAAUGAUCUUUCAAAUUCUGAUGGAAAUUUUUCAUCAACAAUAUUUAAUAAUCAAACAGUAACAAAUCCUCAACAACGUACAAAACGUAAUCGAACAUCAUUUAAACAUCAUCAAUUACGUAUAAUGAAAACAUUUUUUGCUCAAAAUCAUAAUCCUGAUUCUAAAGGUUUAAAACUUUUAUCACAAAAAACUCAAUUAAGUAAACGUGUACUUCAGGUUAUUGUUCAAGUUUAUUUUGUUUUUU
Messenger RNA from Rotaria sordida, 844 nucleotides. NCBI's taxonomy places the organism in Eukaryota, Metazoa, Rotifera, Eurotatoria, Philodinida, Philodinidae. The record is from the annotation of a GenBank genome assembly.